Molecule: messenger RNA, 3057 nt
Organism: Pocillopora damicornis (cauliflower coral)
Lineage: Eukaryota; Metazoa; Cnidaria; Anthozoa; Scleractinia; Pocilloporidae
Product: SWI/SNF-related matrix-associated actin-dependent regulator of chromatin subfamily E member 1-related
Biological process (GO): regulation of gene expression
Cellular component (GO): nucleus
Source: RefSeq, a predicted model, not a curated record
AUCGGACCCAUUUUAAAAUGGAGAAUUCUCCUGUGUCAGAGCUGAGCUUUAUGCCAACGUUUUCUUCAAACCAAGAAUCUGAGGGAGACAAGACAAGCUUUGAAACCGCUGCAUCGUCAGUGAAUUGUUUUGCCGAGGUUGUUGUGACUCAAAAUUACCCAGAUAUGUCAAGGGGUGUUACAAUAUCAGGUAACGGAGUGGCAACAUUUGCUGUAAGUUCAAGUGGAGCUCUCACUUGUCCAGGUGGUGUGCUUAACAAUCAAGUAGCAGUUGUGACAGUUCCUGAAAGCCAGUUGUUUGCUGUCCAGCAGCCUGAGCAAGGUGAUUCAAUUCAACAAAACACUGACUUAAACAAUGAAGAUGAUGUUACAUCUGUCACUCCCAGUUCAUCAAAUGUCACAGAUCCUAAUGAACUAACCAUAAAUGUGCUACCACCUUCCACUUCUCUCCCAGAGGGUAGUGUGUUAGCAGAGGAAGCAUCAAAUACUGCACCCACAGGGGUUAAGAAAAGAAAAGGUGGUUGGCCUAAAGGUAAAAAAAGGAAGAAGGGAUUUGGUGAUUUAAAUAAGCCAAAAGCCCCAAUUACUGGGUAUGUGAGGUUUAUCAACAGUCGACGGGCUGAGGUGAAACAACAACAUCCUCAUCUACAGUUUUCAGAAAUAACAAAGAUACUUGGUUUGGAGUGGAGCAAUCUUCUGCAAGAGGAGAAACAGAAAUACUUGGAUGAAGCUGAGGAAGAUAAAAAACGUUACAUUGAAGAGCUUAAAAUUUAUCAACAAUCUGAACAGUACCAGGCAUUCAUAAAAAGACAAAGUGCCAAGAAACUCAAGUCCAUUGUUGGAGUAGAUACCCCUGAAGAAGUGCCGUCUAGCUUGUUGUUAAGUGACCAAGUGGAAGAUGAUUCCAAUGAAUUGUACUGCAAAGUUUGCAACCAGUUCUUCAGCUCCUUACAUAACAAGAAGGAACACUUAUUUGGAAAACAGCAUCUUUUGAUGCUUACAGGCGAAUUUGAACGUGAAGCUGAACAAAAUGCCAACGGCACAGAGAAAGUUCCAAAUGACUCUCCUGACCUGGCUCCUUGUAACACUGUCUCAGAUACUAUAGGAACAUCACUGAUAUCAGAUGAAUCAAUGGUGUCUAUCUCACAGUUUACAGAAAAGUUCUUGGAACAAAACUUAAACAGAGAACUGGAACUGAGAGAGCUUAGAAAAGUGGUCCUCAUGUCACAGGAGGAGAACAUGACACUCAACAAAGAUAUGGAGGAGCUUAAGAAUUUAUUGCAAAAAGUAGAAGAUGAUCUUGGGUCGGUGAAAGCUUACGGAGCGUCACUUACAGCUCAACUUAAUAGCUUAAGGAUGGUGCCAACUCUGUUUGGGGUGAUUAACUUUUAGAUCGGACCUUGAAAUAAUACUCCACAACUCUACCAUCAAAGAUCGUCCAACUUUGCCCUUAAUGGUUCUGAAAGUUGAUUUGUAACUGACAAUCACAAUGAAUAACGCAAUAGUAUGCAGCUGUCUGAGUAAGACUUCAAAUGUUGCAAAGCAACGUGGAAACGAGUACGUGAGCGUUCUGGGUGUGUACGAUUACCUGUGAUCAACCAAGAUACGAACAUGUCUGCGUUUACUUGUUGCAGGCAUUCUGAAACUCCAGGAACCUGAAUUUUUUUUCUGUAUAUUGUUACACUUCUGUUUCAUCGUGCAUGUUUUGCCUUGCAGCCCGAACCAACUGUAAAUAUAUAUAUAUAUAUACAUACACACACACACACAUAUAUAUAUAUAUAGAAUAGUUUAAGUACAUAUCCUAAAGAAAGAUACAUAGUGCUCGUGAAAAAAUGGAGAAAGGAAGUGUCCAUCAUUACAGAGUUACUUUAGACGUCACUUUUAAGAAAAGUGCAAGCCUUAAAUAGUCAAACUAUCACGUUUUAUUGAGGAAUAUAUUACAUAAAACUGAAAAACAUUCCGGUGGCAUUGUACAAUAAUAUAGUGUCGCGAAAACAAAUAUCCAAUCAUCAUUUUUGUUACAUCUGAGACUAUAUAAAGCAUAUUCGUUGGAGUGAAUCGUGCAACCUCGAUUAACCAAUAUAAAAAGAAGGGACUAUUUUCUGAAGUUUCUUGUUGGCUCCCGGCUUCCCGUCUGCAAUGCCUUUAAGGGCCUUCCAAGCAGUCUCGAAAUUUCGAUGAAAUACGAAGAGUGGGGAGGGAGUGAAAAUCUUUCUUCUGGUAGUAACUUGGUUAAAAAUAACCUCUGGAAGCUAUAAUAUUUGUACGGCAUUCCCACCUUUGACACUCUAGUGUAAACUGUAUCUAACAUUUGGAUACACAUGCAAGGCCCGUGUGUGGGAUCGCCUUAAGGGAAAAAACCUUUCGAUCAAUUCUUUGCAUCCUUGCCACUCUCUGGUAUAACUUCGCAUUAACAACUCAGACAUUGAACACGAGUACUUUCAUCGAAGUGUUUCGAUUGAAUAACGUUCUUUAUGGUCUGUGUAGUUCUGAAAGAUGCUGUAUCUUACUCAGUAGCAGAGGCGGGGCAGAAGCAAAUUCCUUAUUUAGAGAUGCUGCGGGAUAUUGAUGUUUUCAUGGAAGGGCCUCUGUAGAAUGUUAGCAGACAGCGUUAUCAUGAACAUGGUCAAUAACUGUUCAUAUAUUGUGCGAAGUUUCAGAAAGAGGGCGAUGACCUUGUUUAGGCGCUAGUUUUUGAAAUGCUGAAUCAUGCUUCUUUUUGCCUCCCAGAAGGAACACAAUUGAGCCUUUGUCAUUCACGUUAAUGUGCUCAGUUUGUAGUUAACAGUGGGAGAGUAAUCCUUCAGAUGUCAAUUGAGAGAAAUUACCUGCAUUGUUCCUUUAUUCGUUGAGAGCUGCGAUUUAAAGCUUUGAUUUCCUGAAAUCAGCGAAGUGGAGGUCAUUAUCUACCCAUGGGUCUAAAAAUAUUGCUACACAAAACUAACACCCAAUAUUUGUAAGAUUUACUUGGUUAUAGGCAUCUUCAGAGAAUAUGAUGAGAAUUUUAAGCGUGCAAAAACGGUAAACAUUGCUAUUAAAUUGAGCACUAGAAAUGAAA